Molecule: messenger RNA, 2081 nt
Organism: Cololabis saira (Pacific saury)
Lineage: Eukaryota; Metazoa; Chordata; Actinopteri; Beloniformes; Belonidae
Product: protein TUNAR-like
Exons: 2
Coding region: 240-494 (84 amino acids)
Source: RefSeq, a predicted model, not a curated record
CGGGCGGCACAGUUUUUCGGCUCUCACAAAGCUGAGGAGGGGGAAAGUGACAACAGCUAAAAAACUUGGCAACUAGUGAGAUGAAAUUCGUGGAGGAGACGCUGGAGCGCCUUGGGAGACGACACCCACAGAGAAUCCUAAAGUCGGAGCUGGUGGAGGACGAGCCAGCCUUCUCUGGAGCCAGCUCCCCUCCACAGCUGAAGGAUGGCAGGGGUGGACUUUCACCUUAGUUGCCAGCGAUGUCUGAGCACUAUGGAAAGGCGUCCCCCUCCAGCACGCCCCAUGCUAUGUUACUCCUGAUGCUUUGCAAGAUUGUGAGACGAAAACUGCAGACUCUUCCAGGGAAAAUGGUAAACACUGUCUACAGUGAUGAGGAAAAGGGAAUCCAAGACAAGGAAAGUAAAGAGGAGUCCAUCUUGGCCAUGCUGGGCAUCAUUGGGACCAUUCUCAAUUUGGUUGUCAUCAUCUUUGUCUACAUCUACACGACUCUAUAGGUCUUGUACUCAGGUACACGGAAAAGCAUAUAAUGACUGAGUGUGAUUCCGAUACAGCGUGGUGACUGAUAUGGAGGUAAAAAACGAGGGAGCGAGGAUGAUGCUGAACUUCUCCGGUGAUGUGAUGGAUCAAGGGCCAUGUGAGAGCCGUGCAGGAUCCGUCCCGCAUCGCUUCCAACAGCUGAGACUUUGGGAAACGGGCUUGUUCCAAUCCCCAUUACAGAUAGAAUUUUCAACUUGUAAAAGUGUGCAUAAAGCGAAUAAGAGAUGCUUACAAUUUAUAACUUUUUAAAACAAGUGGACUUUACAGACUUCACAAAAGGUAUGGACACUUUUCUGAGGAUAUUUUUCAAAUGUUAUUACAAACUCAGAUGUGAUCGUUGUUGGAUUUGCUUUCAAGUCAUUGUGAAGAUGUACAGAGAAAGCCAAUACUAAUAUCUGCAUUUAAUUUUGUCUGCUUUAUUUUGGAAAUAAUCAUUGUAAGGACUAGAAUACAUGACCGAAAAAUUUGUGAUAUUCAAAUUUUUGGGUUUUGCUGUUUCAAACCUUCUUAAACAGCGGGUUUGAAGUGCUGACAUGCAUCUGUAAUGGAUACACUUAACAAUAUUCUUGACAUAAAGUGUUGAGAGGUGUGACAGUCAGAGACAAUAGCCAAAAACAGCCUAGUUGUAACCUACAUUUUACUGAGUCUCUUCUACCUUUUAAGGUCACCAAUAUCAGAAUAUUCUGCAUCCAUAUAAGUUCAAAACUUCUCAGAAGAACUGAUAUAAAGGUGUUUUACUGAGUAUGUCAAAUGCAGUUUAAUAUUGUGUAAUAUCCAUUUCAGGCUGCAUGAGUAUGUGGACAUGCUCAGUGACUUACAUGAUAAUCAAGCUUCUCAGCACACUUUCAACCCUUUUCUCAUAAAUGUACAUAGAUAUUAUAUGCUUGAAAGCUUAAUAUAUUUAGCAUUUGUCAGCCAUCUAUUGCAGUUUGUGCAUCACUAACUUAAAUUCGUGCAUUAUGACUGCCUGCCUUAAAACACAGAGAAAUGGUUAUGUAAUGAAUUCAAAUAGCUGAAACGGAUGUGAUGUAUGAAGUUAUUAGGUUAUCAGAAAAAUAUGUUUUAAUAGUCAUCAGACAUGCACUUCAGUUUUACAUGUCACAUGUUUUCAAGAACAAAUUCUUACAGUCCACUAAUGUCUUAAAGAACAUGCAAAAUCUCUCUUUAGCAUUCACUCUUUAGAUUUUGUUGUCAUUUCCACACCUGCACUCGCCUUUCCAGACAGACCUAUUCAAGAAAUCUCUCUUGUGAAAUGAUUCUGGUACCUGUCCAGUUUACAGCCAUUUCCACCACUACAGAAAGCACCGACCCAAUCGUAAUGGGGCUUUAUGCGAUGUCUCACACGGGUCACGAGCCACAAUUCAAAACAACUAUGAUGGUCAAAGUAUUGCUAACCCACAAGUUCAAGUUCCACAAGUUUAUACUAAAAAAAAAUGUUUCUACUCCACUCCACUUAAUUUUGGAUGUUUUGUUAUUACUAGUCCAGUUGUCCCUCUGUCCACGCCACAUGCUUCAUUCCUCUGUUGGGUUGUAUUCCUAUGCAA